Physella acuta is the source of this 5143-nucleotide messenger RNA. RefSeq lists its product as uncharacterized. Gene Ontology annotation, cellular component: nucleus. Gene Ontology annotation, biological process: regulation of transcription by RNA polymerase II. The record is from RefSeq and is a predicted model, not a curated record. Lineage: Eukaryota; Metazoa; Mollusca; Gastropoda; Physidae.
UUUGACGGUUAACAAGGAAAAAGAUGUAACAUUUGCGUAAUCAACUACGCUACUUGUAAACACAAGACCAAAUAAUCUAGAUCUAGACUAGUCGAGAAAGAUAUACCGAAAAAACUUCAGGACUUUCUUCCAAUGGUGGGGCACUUGAAUGGAAUAAAAUUCUCCCGGGCGGGGGAAGCCAACACUGAUGAUGUCAAGUUAACCACGGAUUCUAAUAAAUGGAUGUAAGAAAAAUCACAAUACAAUGCUGCAAGUAACCGAAAAAGGAUUUAUGGAAUCAAGUACAAGAAAAUUCUCAGCGCGUCUUGCUAAGAAAAGAAAAGAUAAAUUAGUAAAAACAGUUUCAGAAAGUUCUAAGCAAAGCAACAACUGUGACAUUGAUGAACAUACUGAGAUCAAGGAUGAAAUUGAAAAAGAUAAUGAUUCCAAAUUAUUUCUUAAUUGCUUAGAGUUGAAGCCAGUAGUAAACAUUUCUGAGACUGCUAUAUAUGCAAGUGUUGGUGAGGGUCAAGAAAAUUUAGAAUCAGAUCAAGAAAAUAAUAAAAAGCCCAUGUGUCAUUGCAAAAAUUCACCAAAGCCUGUAUCAAAGACACAGAGAUUAAAGAAAAAAUUAAAAAAGAUUAUAAAACAAAAAAAUAAAAAUUUGAAAAAAGAUACAAAAAUUUAUGUUUUUCAAAGUAACAAUGAUAUAGAAAACCGAGAUCUAUCACUUGAAUCUACUGCUGUUACCGAGAGAUUAAACAAUCAAACAAGUACUAAUGAAGAACUUUGUGUUGAACCUGAAAUAAAAACUGACUCUAAUCAGUUAAAAUCUGCAGCAUGUGAGGAGAAGUCAAGAGAAUCUACCCACAUUCUUUUGAAUUCUGAACUCAAAACUGAAGCAGCUUUCCAACAAGUUUAUAUAUUUCGUGAUGUAAAUAAAAAAGUAGCUUUGAAAAUGCAGGGCUCUUCUGGAGAAGAUUCAAGUCCAAAUGAUUUAUUGGCAGCUGUUGAUUUAAACAGGCAUGGCAAAAAAAGAAGAUAUGAUAAAUUGAUGAAGAAAUUAGAAGAUGGAGAGAAAACUAUUGAAUCUAAUUUAAAAGAAGUUAAACUUUUGGAAGAUGAUGAUGCAGAAAAAGAAGAUAUAGAUCAGUGUGUGGAGAAACUCAAAGAAAAGUUAAGAGUUCGAGAGAAAAAGAAAUAUGAGUAUUUGAUCAAUUAUAUGAGGGACCAGUGGAAAGUGGAUCAAAAAAGUUUUCAGGAUCUGUUACCCCAAAAAGUUGAACAAGUUAAAGCAAAUGUUGUUAAGCAGCUUGGGGCACACACAGAAAAAGUGAUUACUGAGAAGCGCUUAAGGGGUAGGCCUAGAAAAAUUCAUGUUGUUGGUGAGGAAAAGAAAGAUAGCACCAUUCCAAAAAAAGCCAAAGUCUCUCAGAUAAAAAAAAAGACCAAUCCUACAAAGAAAAAAAGCAAUGCAGCUAACAGAGGAUUUCCUGUAAAAUUUCCUAAAAGUCUUUUGCCUGAUGCAAACCUAGCACAGAACCGUCAGAAAUUUGAAAAUUUUAGGCUAGGUAUUGUCGAUAAAGAUGGUGGACAAAAAAUAAUUGAGCUUAAUAGUGAUACAGUAAAGUCAACACAGCCCCUUACAUCUCUGUGGUCAAGUUCAGAUACCAACAAAAUAGAAGGUCAUAAAGAAAGAAGUGAUCAAGAAAAUUGUCUGUUAGUCAAAACCACAACUGACAGUCCUGAAAUUACAAUGCAACCAAAUAGUACUGAUACAAUUAGAGGAUCUGGAGAUGAUGGUUCUAAACAGCCUGUCCCAUCUAAAAGUAAUUUGAAGGCACCACCCACCACCAUAACACUUCCAUCAAUAUCUUCUCUGGAAAGAGACUAUGAACUAAUAAGUUUGUUACCAUCAAGUUCUCCAGAGAUUGGGGAUGUUAAAAGAGACCAGUUUUUUAUUCCACAAUCAACUUUUCAUCAAGAUGGAAAGACAAGCUUAAUCAUAGUUGGUCCCUUCUGUAUGGUUUUUGAACCUAAACCUCGUCUUGUGCUGGUUUCACCUGAACAACGCAAGAAAGGCCCAACCAUGAUAUUGAGAAGAAAAAUACACUCACCGAGCAGUACUCCACCUAGAGAUUUCAGAAUUAAUAAAGAAACAAGAUGUUUUAGACCUGUGGAGAAAAUGGUUGCUGACAAAAAUGUUGAGCAUGGAGACCCAGCUGUUGUCCUACAUGAUCAUGACUACAUGACACCACUAGAACUUAGAGACAACGUACGGCGCUACUGUAAAGCUGUUGCCAAACAUAGUGCCAAUGCUAGGUUCAUUGAUGCUAGAGUGGAAGACAUCACUGAAGGAGAAGAUAAUGUUGUUGUCACAAUCAAGGGAGAUAAUAUGCUAAGGCGUGUCAAAAAUCUUGCUAACCCUUCACAAGCUCCUAUGCAUUGCAAUGAGGAUGGGAUGCCUAUUGUGUACAAUCUGAGCCAGAUCAUGACACCUGCACUUCAGAGAGCAGAAAUGAUGGUUAAAAGAGAAGAAAUGGUUAUGAAGUCUCGCCAGACUGGAGAUUAUAACCCUGUGAUGUUUCCCCUCUCAGCCAUGGGUGAUGUUGUCAUGGAAGUGCUUAUUCCCCCUGGAGGUACAGAACUCAUACCUAGAACUCGAUCUAGAAAUAUUCAAAUAGUGGAAGAGCCAAGCAGUCAUAUAUCACUAGGUAUGGGAGAUGAAGUGAAAGAAAAUAGAUUAGAAAAUCAGCCUUUCAAAUUUUUACAUUUCAAUGCCACAAUAAAUAUAGACUGUGAUACAAUAGAUGUGAAAGAAGAGAUUGAAAUUAAUGUUACAGAUGUCCCAUCUGACUCAGAAGCAAAUGAUUAUUCUGUUCCCAUUGAGAAUGAAGCGGCAGUGGAUGCAGGACCUCGCCCAGGUCUUCCAUGUUGUCGAGUGUGCCUUCGCCUCUUUCCCAGUGACUACGUCCUCUUCACACAUGUGAGAUCUCACCACAGUACCUGUGAAUCCAGGGAUACAGUUUAUUUAGAGGAGUUACGAGCCAGAAGCCGCUUGGCUUGUCCUGUGUGCUGUGAUCCCCCCAUCUACUUUGCCACACCACCUAAGCUUAGGCGCCAUUUGCAUCUACAGCAUGGGAUUGAACAUUAUGUGGAAACCUGCAGGUUUUGUCAUUCUGAAUUUUUGGAUAAACAUGAGCUGGAACUUCACAUGGAUCUUUCUCACAAUGCCCAUCCACGUAGAAGCCUAGUCAGCCUGUUGACACCCCAUCAUCAGCUGAUUAGAGGAGAGAGAUCUUUAUUAUCUUGUAGCAGGUGUAAUAUUGUGUUCAGUGACAGAGCAUCGUUACUGAGUCACACUUUGAAAGUUCACCCUGAACUUAACCAGUAUAACAUUUGCCGUUUGUGUGACAAAGUUUUUGAGUCAGGCCCUGCUUUACACAAACACCUAAAAAAAGCACACGAGCAGACACUGGAAGGUGAACUCAAAUGCCCAUUCUGCCCAGCAUGGCUGCCUAACAUGGAGUUGGCAUCUGUACAUAGAGUCACUCUUCACAAUGGGGCAGUGCCAGUCCAUUGUCCAUUUUGUGGAGCAGGCUAUCAGAGUCUACAUCCAAUGUAUAACCAUGUAAGAAGCCAACAUCUACAAACUGAAGCUCAUAUCUGUCCAGAAUGUCAAAGCAGUUUUCCUUCAAGUCGUUUGUUGUCAGAACAUGCCAGGAAAGUCCACUUGCUGGCGCCUCACAUCAUGAAGAACAGCUUACACAGUGCAAACAGCACCACGUACUGCUGUCCAUUCUGCAGUGUGUCCUUCAUGCGCACAUAUGACCUGGCUGUCCACGUCAUCAACUCCCACAGAGAACAUUUGCUCCCUGCUCAGUGUCACAUGUGUAUGCAGUCAUUUGUCAGUGACAUUGUCAUGAAGAUGCACAUGUCAGGUGCUCAUGGGAUGGAAGUCCACAGUGGUGAUGAUGUGGCUUACAUACACAGACACUACGAGGACCAGGACUCAGUGGGUGUGGUGCUGGAGGAUGCUGAGGAUGGCAUGUACUCAAAUGAUGAGGAUGACUAUAGUGGGAGGGGCCACAGCAGGAGACUGGUCAGGCAGCAUUUGAUUGACCAGCAAGACAUUCUUGAAACUCAGGAGGCUGGAAGGUACCUUCAAGAACUGGAAGACAGGGAAGCAGAAACUAUAGUUUAUUUGAAUGAGAGAAAUCAAGUUGUCAAUACAGGUGAAAUGUUUGGCAAUUGUUCAUCUAUGGAAGAUGUGCAGCUUUUAAGUGAGACAGGUGAAGAUUUCAAUCUUCAUGGUGUAGAUUACCUAGAGACUUUAUCCAAUGAUAGCAUAGCAGUAGGAGCUGAUGUUGUUGCUGAUGUCACUAUGGAUGAUAUGGCCAAUGGGAGAGGGCAGGGGAGCAGGAGCCAGGAGUUGUUGAGUAUUGCAGGUCAGUUUGAAAUUGAUGGCGUUCUGUAUCAACUGGCAGCCUCACAUGAAGCCCAGUCUCACCUGAGAAGAGCCAGUGAUAUAAUAGCACUAGAUGGCACUGACAUGAGAGUAGUUGGUGAAAGAAUAACUCUAGAUGCCAAUGAUUUUGCACAUUUACUGCGGCAGCAAGUUCAGUAGCAUAAUAAAUUGUAUAACCUACAAAAACAUGUAAAAAUACUCAUUUAUUUAAAAAAAAAAUGAUCUGCAGGUAGUUUUAAAUUGUAACAAAAUGGUUUUAGAUCUGAUAGGUGAUACUGUGCUUGUUUUGAAACAGUUUCACACUAUUUAACCGUUGAGUCUUUUAAAAAUUUCCAUAUUUUAUUUAAUGUGAUUUUUAACCCUAUUUUUAUAAUAUAUUAAAUUAUUUUUAGAAUACAUAAUUUUUAUCUGUGAUACCAUUUAUAUUCAUUGAUCAAUACCUACAGUUGAGCUGUUUAUUUGAAAAGCAGGUGACUUCCUGUGUAAAUCCCCUUUAUCAAGAUGUGACUUUUAUAAUAGGAAUAAAUAAACUUGAAAUUAGAAGCAGUGCAGAAAAAAAUGUAUUGACACUUAAACAGAAACUGACCAAAGACUUUAAAACUGUUAUCUUUGAAUGUUCAAAUAAUUGUAAAAGAUCUUUUUUAGUUGUUUUUUUUGUUUAACAACUGUUUGUAUUAAAUUUAUUGAUGAAAUCAC